AUGAGUCGACAAUUUAGCUCGAGAUCUGGGUACCGAUGUGGAGGGGGCUUCAGCUCUGGGUCUGCUGGGGCGGUCAGUCACCAACGAAGGACUACCAGCAGCUGCUCUAUGCGCCGUAGUGGAGGUGGUGGUGGUGGUGGUAGGAUGUUUGGUGGAGGAUGUGGUGGUGGUGGUGGUGGUGGUGGUUUUGGAAGCCGCAGUCUUGUUAGUCUUGGAGGCAGCAAAAGCAUCUCCAUGAGUGUGGCCAGAGGAGGUGGCCGUGGGGGAGGUUGCUUUGGUGGUAGUGGCAUGGGAGGUGGUUUUGGCAGUGGAGGAGGUUUUGGUGGUGGUGGUUUUGGCAGUGGAGGUGGCUUUGGUGGAGGUGGCUUUGGAGGUGGUGGUUUUGGAGGUGGUGGUUUUGGAGGUGGUGGUUUUGGAGGUGGCUUUGGCCCUGUGUGCCCUCCUGGUGGCAUCCAGGAAGUCACCAUCAACCAGAGUCUUCUGCAACCCCUCAAUGUGGAGAUUGACCCAGAGAUCCAAAAAGUCAAGUCUCAAGAAAGGGAGCAAAUCAAAACACUCAACAAUCAGUUUGCCUCCUUCAUUGAUAAGGUGCGUUUCCUGGAACAGCAGAACCAGGUGCUGCAGACAAAAUGGGAAUUGCUGCAGCAGGUUGAUACUUCUACUCGAACCCAAAGCCUGGAACCCAUAUUUGAGGCAUAUAUCAGCACGCUAAGAAAGCAGUUAGACCAACUGAAGAGUGACCAGUCUCGAAUGGAUUCUGAACUGAAAAACAUGCAAGAUUUGGUGGAAGAUUAUAGAAACAAGUAUGAGGAAGAGAUCAACAAGCGGACAAAUGCAGAGAAUGAGUUCGUGACUAUCAAGAAGGACGUGGAUUCUGCUUAUAUGUCAAAGGUGGACCUCCAGGGCAAAGUUGACAGCUUGCAGCAAGACAUUGAGUUCUUCACAACACUCUAUCAAAUGGAGCUAUCCCAGAUGCAGACUCAUAUUAGCCAAACUAAUGUUAUUCUGUCCAUGGACAACAACCGGAGCCUGGACCUGGACAGCAUCAUUGCCGAGGUCAAGUCCCAGUAUGAAGAGAUUGCUCAAAGGAGCAAAACAGAGGCUGAGGCCCUGUACCAGACCAAGUAUGAAGAGCUCCAGAGUACUGCUGACAAACAUGGGGACAGUUUGAAAACCACAAAGAUGGAGAUUUCUGAGCUGAAUAGAAUGAUCCAGAGACUCAGAGCUGAAAUUGAGGCUGUCAAGAAGCAGUGCUCUGCGCUGCAACAGUCUAUCAGUGAUGCUGAGGAGAAAGGCGAGAAAGCUCUGAAAGAUGCCCAGGGCAAAAUGAAUGAACUGGAGGAUGCCCUGAACCAGGCCAAGGAGGACCUGGCCAGACUGCUGCGUGACUACCAAGAGUUGAUGAGCACCAAACUGUCCCUGGACGUAGAAAUUGCCACCUACAGGCACCUCUUGGAAGGAGAGGAAAUCAGGAUGUCCGGAGAGUGUACCCCCAACGUGAGCGUGUCCGUGAGCACCAGCCACAGCAGCUAUAGCGGAGGUAGCAGCCGAGGAGGCGGCAGCUAUGGAUCUGGAGGCGGCGGCGGCGGCGGUGGCUACCGCUCCGGAGGCGGCGGUGGCGGCAGCGGUGGCAGCAGUCGCGGCGGCGGCGGCGGCGGCGGCAGCUACGGCUCCGGAGGCGGCAGUGGAGGCCAGAGAGGCGGCUCCGGAGGAGGCGGCGGCAGCUCCAGCGGUGGUGGCCGUGGUGGCUCUGGAGGCGGGAGCUCUGGAGGCAGCUUUGGCUCCUCUGGGGGCCGGGGAUCCAGCUCCGGGGGCAGCAAGACCACCAGUGGCAGUUCCAGCGUGAAAUUUGUGUCCACUAGUUAUUCCCGAGGCCUAUAAUAGCUUUCAGCCUAUUGGUUCUCCCACUCCAUCAC
This is a messenger RNA of Suncus etruscus (white-toothed pygmy shrew), 1916 nucleotides long. RefSeq names its product keratin 1 (gene KRT1). Gene Ontology annotation, cellular component: keratin filament. Gene Ontology annotation, molecular function: structural constituent of skin epidermis. Bases 1 to 1881 code for a protein of 626 amino acids. The record is from RefSeq and is a predicted model, not a curated record. The transcript is spliced from 9 exons. Gene Ontology annotation, biological process: keratinization; intermediate filament organization. NCBI's taxonomy places the organism in Eukaryota, Metazoa, Chordata, Mammalia, Eulipotyphla, Soricidae.